CAAAUUUCUCUUAAUAACAGGGCAGACAUUUUUCCGCUGGCUAUCAUGUGUUUGGUCAUGUGACCUCUUCUUACGAUGCCAAGUACUCACAGAUGACGUAUGGCGACCACUAUCGAAAGAAACUUGUGGAGGACAUAGAAAACCAGCGCGAACAUUUAGAGCAGAUUAUGAGGGAGCAAAAACGCCUGGCGGAGGCUAAGAGAGUGUCCGCCUUGAAAGCAGCUAAAACGAGCCCGCGGUACGAUCUAAAUGAGCUGCGGCACCACCAAAGAAGAUGCGCAGCGCUUCUCUUCGGAGCUCGUAAGGAAGGAGCACAUCAAGUUCCACUAUUGGUCCGGUGGGCGCCUCGGCGUCGAGAGAGUUACUACCUGAUGAGUGAGCGCCUUUACAAUGAUCGCCUCUUGAUGAAGCUUCGCGAGCAAGAAGAAGAAGAAAAAAGAGGAAUGCUGGCGAGUCCACUGAACUUCGACUUCGUCGACAAACUGGUGGACACGAGUCACCUUUACGAUUUCCAGAAACUCGUCCAAAAGACUUCAAAGCACUUAAAAGGAAUGCAAUUCGAUACCCAAUUCAAUGAUAAUAUUUAUACGUUCAGUGAGGUUGACAGGAAGAGAUUUGAAAGCGAAGAGGGAAGGGUGCUUCUUACGCCUGACCCUGGUGAUGGUGGUAAGGGAGGCUCUCAUCCAGAUUCCAGCUUCCACAAGCAGCAGGUCAAGUUUAGCGAUGAGACCAGUGAGCAGAGCAGCGGAGAGUCUGGACAGACUUCCCAUAGUAGUGAGAACGAGGAAGCGAGAAAAUCCAACCUAAAAAAGACAGAUAGUACUCUCGAACUGGGUGAUAUAGACGUAGGUUUGAGUGUUAGUGGCAAAGGUAGAGUACCUAGUGACCUGCCUGACGGAGUUCAAGUUGACGACGAAAACCUUCAAGGACUGCUCUCCUCUCUUUCAGUGCAGAAUGAGGUCUCGACUGACGAGGGUCGCUCUAGAGCUCGAAAGCCAAGGAGAAGAAGCGUAAAGCUAGACUAUGACGGUGACCACUCUGGAAUGGACCCCCAGUGGUCCAGAGAUCUCACGGACAGGUCAUCACAAGAUGGAGAUUAUGAUUAUUAUUAUUAUGGAAGCGAAGAAGGAGACGAGCUUUCGCAAAUGGGAGGUUCCCACAACAACAAGUACUGCAAACACCCCGGUACAAGCCUCAAAAACAAGGCUCGAGAUUAUUACAAACGACUCCCGCGACUCUUAAAGACGUCCGAACUGAGAGAGAAGGCAGCUAAACUCAAAAUCAAGCCCAAGAAGGAGAGGCCGUCAGGUCCGUAUGCAGACCAUAAGUGCAUGGAUCCGCACAGGACGGCGUACGAGCGCGCAUUGGCACUAGUCCGUGGCAGGGGGCUUCCGGCCGACACCAAAGGGCUGUACAAUAAGACGUCCCGUAGGAAAUUCUCCUAUUUCCCAGGUCUUGGGGACAAUGUGGUGAAAGGUCGACAAGGAAAAUCCAAGAAGGUAUCCAAGUUAGAGUCCAAGUCGACUGGCCGAGCAAUGAUUUUCGGUAGUGUGGACAUGAAUGAUUUUUACCGCGAAGAGGAUGAACUUAUUUAUUACAUUAAACGCGACAAACUGAGGACCGUCGUGGAGUCAUCCGCAAGCGAGUAUGAAGUUGAUGACGUCAUCAACAAGGAUAAUGGUGAUGAGGGAGGAAGGGACAUUCGAAUGGUAACUACGGCAACCGGAUCAGGAUCAUACACUUUACAAAUUCAGUCAUCGCUAGCUGAGACAGAUAACGAGUCCCAGCAGUCUUGAUCCAAUUAUUUCCAUGUUUUCCAACUCCCCGUAGAGAAUCUUUGUAGUAUUUUUGUAUGACAAAAUGGUCACAAUUUUCAGGAAUAAAGAUUUUUAUUUACAGGCAA
Molecule: messenger RNA, 1903 nt
Organism: Nematostella vectensis (starlet sea anemone)
Lineage: Eukaryota; Metazoa; Cnidaria; Anthozoa; Actiniaria; Edwardsiidae
Exons: 3
Coding region: 93-1796 (567 amino acids)
Source: RefSeq, a predicted model, not a curated record